AUGGAAGACAAUAGCAAUUGGAAAAGAAAAGCCCCAGAAGAAGUUUCUCCUGCCAAGCUUUUAAGAGCUCAAACCUCAGAAAACGAUCAAAGUACUCGAGAAAAAUUGGAAGCAAUAAUCAAAGAAAAUCAGCGUCUUCAAACUGAAAACGAUAAUUUAUCAAGAGAAUUGGCAGAGAAAAAGGUAAAACUUAUAUAGAGAGAGCUCGAAGUGCUUCAAAGAGAGCAUUCAAGUGAUUCAAUGGUAAUAGAUGAGCAAGUUAGCGAGCUUCAAAUACAAUAUGAUAUUGAAGUUAGGAAAUUUAAAGAAGAAAUGAUCAAGAUGUUUGAUGACUUUGAACCUCAUAUCAAAGUUUAG
Blepharisma stoltei is the source of this 357-nucleotide messenger RNA. The record is from the annotation of a GenBank genome assembly. NCBI's taxonomy places the organism in Eukaryota, Ciliophora, Heterotrichea, Heterotrichida, Blepharismidae.